Prorocentrum cordatum is the source of this 1680-nucleotide messenger RNA. The record is from the annotation of a GenBank genome assembly. Lineage: Eukaryota; Dinophyceae; Prorocentrales; Prorocentraceae.
GCUGGCAAGAGCUGGCCCGCCGCCACCAACGAGGAGCGCGGCUACCUCAGGUCGUGCAUCGUGAACGGCCAGUGGACCAACGUCAGGAAGUUCGGCAACAACCCGAGGUAUGCCUCCUCAGACUUCUGCGAGCUCUGCCCAGGGCAGCGGGGCGACCUCUGGCACAGGCAUCUGGAAUGCCAGGCCCUCGCUCGUCUACCUGAUGGAGGCGACCUGCCGCGGGAGAUGGCGCUCCUGUUGGCGCAGCGCGACAACCAGAGAUCAGGCGAGCCCUUCUGCGGCCAGCCUCUGUACUGCGACGGCGCCCUGCACGGCGCCGCACUUGCUGGCGGGCGGGGCGCCCAAGGCGCGGCGGCGGUGGUCGAGCUGCCGCCCGUCAGCGACAGCACCGACCCAGGUCCUGGCAGCAGGACCAAGGCGCUCGGGUCGCCGCUCGUCGGCCCGUGGCAGAGUAUCGACGGCUCGGAGCUGCUGUCGGUGCUCAUCGUGCUGCGGCACUCCAUCCCGCCCAUCGUCCUGCACUGCGACGCCAGCUACGUGGUGGACGGCGUGAACCUCCGUGGUGCCGAGCGCACCACCCUCGCGUCCUCCGCGUGGGGGGCACCUGUGGGCGCCAUCACGCGCAAGCAGAGGCGCAGCAACCUCGAGGCGGACCACGUGGCAGGUGGCAUCGCCGCGGCGCUUGGGCCCCCUUCCGCGACGAGGUUGAAGUGCAAGCAGGCUGCCGUCAUGGCGGACGGGGUCGCGCGCUGGCUGGCCAAGGCCGGCGCGCCAGCGGGCGCCGCCAGGGACGACAGCGCCAAUGGCUUCGUGCAGCGCGACCUCGGCAACCGCAUCGGCCUCAGCCUCACGAGCCACGUCUUCGCGACGCAGGCCGACGGCUCGCGGCACUGCCAAGCGCGCUUCAAGACGGCGCGCACGAAGAGGUCCAAGCAGGAGCUCUUCAGGGCCCCCUGCAAGCCCAAGGCCAAGGCGGUGGCCUCAGGGGCCAAGCGGGCCCCCGCUUCCAGCGCCGCUGCGGGAGUCGCAUUGGCGGCCGCCGCCAUCACGGCUGCCGCUGCUGGAGGGCACGGAGUUGGUGGCAGCGCCGAGGGCGACGGCGGCGACACCAGCCGCGCCGCCGCCGCGAGCGGCCCCGCCCUCCGAGCGCCUCGCAGGCCUCGUGGGCCUGACGCGGGCUCCAGGGAGAGGCCCGCCGCCGCCGUGAGCAAGCCUUCGAGUGCCGCUGACCUCCUCCUGGCUGCAUGGAGGGAGCGCAGGGCGAGCUCUUCUCGCGCUGGCGCCGUCGGAGGCAGCGGCGACAGGUCGCGGUCUCCUCUGUGCGUGCCGAGCGCGGCGGAGCCCGCGCGCUCUUGGCACCCGCCGAUGUGCCUGCCGAGGGUGCGCCUCCCGCUGUCCCCAUCCGCUCCUGCCGCUGCGCGCGACGAGCUCGGGCAUGCGCUGCAGCGGCGCCACGGCUACGUCGUGCGCAAUCUGUGCAAUGCGUACGCGCGCGAGCGCCUCGGCUCCUUCAAGGCGCUCUCGAGCCUAUGCACCCCAGACGAGGGUGAUGCAGGUCGCAUCCGCCGCCUCAGAGGCGACAGAAUUCGCCGAGAUGUGCACCCGACCAGCGGCGCACGCCUCCCUGACGCUGCAGCUGGAGAGGUGGCUGGCCUCUCGAGCUCGGUGGCCUCGACGUAG